CCAAAAUUACAUAAUUUCCAGCGAAAUCGCUCCUGGCGUUCCGCCGCAUCCCGCCGCCCGCGGCCCCGCCGGCUUGCCCUUCGGCCGCCCCCGAGUUGUCACCCCUGGGGCCCUUUCCCUUCGCCGCCCCCGACCCGUCAGCGCCUCAACGUUGGCCACACUGUCGGAAAAUCCUCUCUCCAAACAGGUGUUUUUCGAAGUCGGAGGCGCGCGGCAGGGGAGGGGGAAGCAUGGCAUUUGUUCUCACGUAUAGCGGUAGCGAAGAGUUGGCCGUGAUAGCGUGUUCUGUUUACAAUUAGUGAUUGGCCGAGCAACUGUGUGUCUGUGUGUGUCAGCGAUCGACAAAACAAACGCCAGCGAGGUAGAAUGCGGCCUACUUGAUCGUCUCCGCGUCGAGAAUGCCCCAUCAGUACGGCCUGCCGGGCAUAGCCCACGCUCAGUCGCCCCCGACGCCGCCGCCGCAGCACGGGGCCAUGUACUCGCGCUUCUCGGGGGCGGUGGUCCCGGGGGGCUACCGGGGCGAGGACCGCCGCCUCACCAGGGAAGCCAUGGAGCGCUACCUGCGGGACCGCUCCGACAUGGUCAUCGUCAUCCUCCACGCCAAGGUGGCCCAGAAGUCCUACGGGAACGAGAAGCGGUUCUUCUGCCCGCCGCCUUGCAUCUACCUCUUCGGGGACGGCUGGCGGCUGCGGCAGGAGCAGAUGCUGAGGGAAGGGGAGUCCGAGCAGGCCUCCCAGCUCUGCGCCUUCAUAGGCAUAGGCAACUCCGAGCAGGACAUGCAGCAGCUGGACCUCAACAAUGGCAAGCAGUACUGUGCGGCCAAGACCCUCUACAUUUCAGAUUCUGACAAGAGGAAGCACUUUAUGCUCUCGGUGAAGAUGUUCUACGGGUCGGGGCACGACAUCGGCGUGUUCCACAGCAAAAGGAUCAAAGUCAUCUCCAAACCCUCUAAAAAAAAGCAGAGUUUGAAGAACGCCGAUCUGUGUAUUGCCAGUGGCACCAAAGUGGCGCUUUUCAAUAGACUCCGGUCACAGACUGUUUCCACCAGGUAUCUGCACGUGGAAAAUGGACACUUUCAUGCGAGUUCGACGCAGUGGGGCGCUUUUACUAUACACCUGCUGGAUGACAAUGAGUCGGAGAGUGAGGAGUUUCAAGUGCGGGAUGGGUACAUCCACUACGGCUCCACGGUGAAGCUGGUGUGUUCCGUCACGGGAAUGGCGCUGCCGAGGCUCAUUAUUCGGAAGGUGGACAAGCAGCAGGCCCUCCUCGAGGCCGACGACCCCGUCUCCCAGCUGCACAAGUGCGCCUUCUACAUGAAGGACACCGAGCGCAUGUACCUGUGCCUCUCCCAGGAGCGCAUCAUCCAGUUCCAAGCCACGCCCUGCCCCAAGGAGCCCAACAAGGAGAUGAUCAACGACGGCGCCUGCUGGACCAUCAUCUCCACCGACAAGGCCGAGUACCAGUUCUACGAGGGCAUGGGUCCCGUGCGCUCGCCAGUCACCCCCGUGCCCAUCGUGCACAGCCUCCACCUCAACGGCGGCGGCGAGGUGGCCAUGCUGGAGCUCACCGGCGACAACUUCUCGCCCUCGCUCCAGGUGUGGUUCGGGGACGUGGAGGCCGAGACCAUGUACCGCUGCCAGGAGUCCAUGCUGUGCGUGGUGCCAGAUAUCUCGCAGUUCCGGGGGGAGUGGCUGUGGGUGCGCCAGCCCACUCAAGUCCCGGUCAGCCUAGUGCGGAACGACGGGAUCAUCUACGCUACGGGGUUGACGUUCACGUAUACCCCGGAGCCGGGACCUCGGCCGCAGUGCAUGCCCACGGAAGAGAUCAUGCGGCAGGGGCAGAGGGGCGCCGUGAUGACACAGGCGCAGAGCCAGGCGGCGGCGGCGCAAGAGGCGGCGUGGAACUCCCACGGGAUGCAUUAGGUGAGGGUAGGAUAUGCAAUAAUUAAGUAGGAACAACGAUCUUUCUCUCUAUUUUGUGGUGGAGAAAUCUCGGGGGGUGAAGUGCGAGGCGGGAGGGAUAUGGGGGGCGUGGCGUGGAAUGACGUGUUAAAAACGGAUUUUUGAAUUUUGAAUGGGUUUGAACACGGAUUCUGGAAGUAGUGGCGAUAAGUGCCUUUAGGUUAGGUGGCACUGUGAGAUUUAGAGGUCACGUUUUUUAUGCGACAUUUUGUGGUGCUAGGAAUUCAGAACAGAAUUUUUACUUAGUUGUAAACUUCACAAUUCUAUAAAAUUUGGAAGUAAUAUUGUCAAACAAUUAAAAAAGAUCAAUGGACUACUAAGUAGUUUUCAGAUUUUUUUAGCGCGUAAAGAUUUCCCAGUGAAAAUUUAAAACUGUUGUAAAAAAAUUAAAUGAGAAACUAAGUUUUCCUGCUUCGCACGAAAAGAAAAAAAGUAGCUAUUGUAAUUUAAAUAAUCGUUUUUAAAUUCUUUUUUGAGAAUUAUUUUGCAACAGUCGUUUUAGCGUCACACAUGUUUGUUUGUCCAUGACGGCCUUUAAGUAGACGAUUUCUGCUCGGAAUUUUCUCGAGAAUAAAAAUUGAAUAAAUAGUUUUCGGCCUAAAUGGUGCCGUUCACGCAUUCGCGUGCGUAUUUGUUGAAACUCCUUAUCGGACUUAAGAGAUUUAGCGGACGAAGCUGAGAUCAGGCUGCGCGAUGACUUAACUCAUGACUCAAUUUGUGCAAUCUCACGUGCCUUGAUUGCGAGUCGUAGAAAAGCGAGUGCGUGUAUCUCGGGCGUAAAGACGUGCCACUGUCACCCCUUCUUCUUUCUCUGUAUUAUACUUUAUUGUGAUAUGUUCUUUUUCACUAUUUGAAACGUCAACUCUGAACAAACCAAAGUUAUGUAAGUAAGCAGUCACCGAAUAGUCCGACCGUUUGACUUAGGCUAAGUAAAGUGCUCAAUUUGCCGCAGCAAUCAAGUCACCAACAACGAAUUUAAGGCAAAUGUAAUGAGUGUAAAUAUUUUUAGUAGCAUUAAGUUUUAUUCUACGUAAAAAUCAUACAUAAACAAUCUGUACAUUAUGCAUAUUUUGUAGAAAUAAAAGUAUUUAAAUAA
Molecule: messenger RNA, 3057 nt
Organism: Zophobas morio
Lineage: Eukaryota; Metazoa; Arthropoda; Insecta; Coleoptera; Tenebrionidae
Gene: Su(H)
Product: suppressor of hairless protein
Exons: 3
Coding region: 399-1922 (507 amino acids)
Biological process (GO): regulation of transcription by RNA polymerase II
Cellular component (GO): nucleus
Molecular function (GO): DNA-binding transcription activator activity, RNA polymerase II-specific; RNA polymerase II cis-regulatory region sequence-specific DNA binding
Source: RefSeq, a predicted model, not a curated record